CUUGGGAUCUCUGUUGCAAGUUUUCCCCAUUCUUUUUAGCUGGGGAGAGGAGGACAGAUCUAACGUAUUUGCUGGUUUUUCUCCUCUCGAUUUUGCCCAAGUCAGGCGAAUACUUUUUUGGAGUUCGCGGACGCAAGGAAACAUCGCAGAUGUGCAUUGUGUUUUAAAGGUGUUCUUUUUUCUUUUUCUUUUUUGGCGAUCGAGUGAGUCGGGAGAGAGAGGAAAGGAAAGGAUAUUUUUCUCCCUGUAGGACGGGACGGCUUGUCUUUUUGACACGUCUUUCAGGAGGACCAUGGCGAUGAUAGGGCAGACGAGAUUUUACGGGCUGUGGUGGACUUUCUUUAUUGUUGUUGUUACCGGCGUCUGUUUGGGAUGGACCGUCGCUGACCAGGGUGAAAAGGAUUUUGAGUUUGCUGAUGAAGUGGUGAAAAGGACGAUACGAGAAGUGACAUUAACGGAUGAUGAGGAUUUUCUGAAUGAUGAACAGGGGUCAGGGGCAGAAGAGGGGAGUGCCACCACGGAGCCACCCAUUAUUCCACCCACUAAAAUUGUUCCUGUUCCAAAUUAUCCAGUAUAUUACCGUGUGACAUUAAACUUCACAUCUCUAAGCUUCUCCCCGGAGCUGGGUAACCGGUACAGUCAUCGGUUUCAGAGUUUGUCACGACAGCUGGCCGACGUCAUCGAGGCACUGUUUCAGCAUGUUCCAGGACAACAACUCGUCACAAUUCUUCAUUUUAAACCUGGAUCUCUCAUCGUGUCAUUUGAUAUCGGAUCUCAGGGUUUUGUGGAUGAAGAGACGUUACGUAAAGUCUUUGAAGAGGCUCUCAAAACCGGAUUGAUCGGAAACUACCCAGUGUCCCCUGUUGGAUAUUCAUUCAAACCUUUCACAGAGCAAGUAGCCUGCCCCACCUAUGUUGGCCGAGCCCCUGACUAUCUCCCUCGGAAAGGCACCAACUGGGCCCACCUCCUCAUCAACAACGCCUUCCCCUGCGACGGCAGCGUGUUGGCGUGGGAGUACUACCGCUUGAUCCGGUCCGGGGUGGCACUGGUCGGUGUGUGGCGCCAGACAUCCGACUCGGAAUUCACCCUGAUCCGCAAAUCCGUCCUGCCCCCCGGAGCUAUCGGGAAGAGAACCGUGAGGCUGGAGAACCCAAUUGACGUGCAGAGGGGCGAUUUUAUCGGAAUUUUCUACCCCCGGGAGACGGCCAACAACGUGAUAGCCAGUGCGACGGUAGCCGAUGACUAUGUCCCCGCGGGAGAGCUGUUUCAGGAUUAUUUUGUGGAGAUGUUUGACGAUCUCGUUCAGGAGGGUAUUCCAUUCAACAUCAACCAGGUUCCAUUCUCCACAACCAACGCAACGUUUGCUUUACGGGCUCAUAUGAAUUACUCCAGUGUGACGUUCCCACCAGUCAUCAUACCUGUUGUUACCUGUGAACCGACGCAGUUCCGCUGUAGUGAUGGAGCAUGUGUUAAAGGGACGUACAGAUGUGACGGACAGAUAGACUGUGCAGAUGGGUCGGACGAAAUUGAAUGCGUGUCGCGGUGUGCUGACGACCAGUUCCGGUGUCGGUCCGGAGACUGUAUCCCUGUGUAUGAGAAGUGUAACAAAAUUACAGAAUGUCCGGAUGGCAGCGAUGAAGAGGACUGUCCACUCGAGCCUCAUUUUACCUGUGAGGAUGGUGAAUUCCGCUGUAUUGACGGAAGCUGCAUCAGUCCCCUGCUGCGGUGUGACUCUCGCGCCGACUGCCCUGAUGGCGAUGAUGAAACUGGCUGUCCCUCAAGAAACUGUUCGGUUGGAGAGUUCCGGUGCGGCGAUGGUGUCUGUAUCUCGCGGGAACAGUUCUGUGAUGGAUUCCCCGAUUGUACCGACCUCUCAGAUGAAGAUCCGCUGCAGUGCAUUCCUGUGUUGCCAAGACUGUGCCCUGAGGGCCAGUUCCACUGUGAAAGUGGGGAGUGUGUUGAUCCUAGAUACCGCUGUAAUGGGAUUCCAAACUGCCAGGAUAGUUCUGAUGAAAGAGGAUGCAAUCGUACGUUGUGUGCGCCGGGUGACUUCGAGUGUGCCGAUCAGUCGUGUAUUGAUGGUCGCCUCCGCUGUGAUUUGAUCCCAGAUUGCCCAGACAGCUCUGACGAGGCCGGUUGUCCGUCAACUCGACCAGCUAUUGUGAUCAGAGGACCAACAAAGGUCCGCAUUGGUGAACAAAUUCAUCUGGUAUGCAAUGCCAGCACUGCGCAAGGACCGGUCGAUAAACUAGACUGGUACCACAAUAACAGAAAACUGCGAGACGGCCAGUCUAGAAAUAUUGUAAUGCGCAAUUAUCGGCGAGAAAAAUAUUAUAUCAGUGAACUUUAUGUACGCCAAACCAGCGAGCAGGACAGAGGUGCUUACCUGUGUCGCAGCCGACGCAACCAGAAGCGCCACCUAGUGGAAGUUGUAGCAAGAGCGUCCCGUGAGUGUACACAGACUGAGUUCCGCUGUGACAACGGUCAGUGUAUUGAUGGACGGGCCAGAUGUAACGAGAUGGCUGAGUGUUUAGACGGAUCUGACGAAAACAAUUGCCCAUGCCGUGAUGACCAGUUUGAGUGUGCUCAGGAAGGGAACUGCAUCUCUGCAGAAAAACGCUGUGAUCGCCGAUACGACUGUGCUGAUGGAAGUGAUGAAGAUGAUUGCCCCUGUAGAGAUGAUCAGUUCCGGUGCGGUGACGGCCAGUGCAUCUCGGCUCAGAGGAAGUGUGACCGACGUAAUGACUGCUUCGAUGGGAGCGAUGAAACCGAUUGUGUCGGAGUGUGUGGCAGGAAUCAGUUUAAGUGCAAUGAUGGAACUUGCAUCGACCAGCGACAAAAAUGCGACCGAUACUCAAACUGCCCUGAUGGCUCGGACGAGUUUCACUGUGACUGCAGACAUGAUGAAUUCCGGUGUGAGACCAAUGGACAGUGUGUCCCAUCAAGCUAUCACUGUAAUGGCCGCUCAGAGUGUGAUGAUGGAAGUGAUGAACGAGACUGCCAGCCGGUGAUUUGCCGUGACGACCAGUACACCUGUGAUAGUGGGGAGUGUAUUGCCAGUUCCGAUAGAUGUAACCGACGAUACGACUGCAGGGACGGAAGUGAUGAGCGCAAUUGUCCUGCACCAACCCGCCCACCUGUAGGAACCUGCGGACCUGAUCAGUUCACCUGCGCUAACGGAGAGUGUAUCAGUGCCGCCGACUGGUGUAACCGCCGCUACGACUGCAGAGACGGAAGUGACGAGACCGACUGUCGGGUGACAACUCCUGCAUCUACCGAAUGUCGAGAAGAUCAGUUCAAGUGCAAUAAUGAUGAAUGCAUCGCAGCAGAGGAUCGCUGUAACCGUAAAUACGAUUGUCGUGAUGGCUCAGAUGAAAGAGACUGUCCUGCUCCUACUAGGGCCACUCCUGGCCUGUGCACGGAGGACCAGUUUAGGUGUACAAACGGGGAGUGCAUUGCUGCAGUUGACAGGUGCAAUCGUCGCUAUGACUGCCGUGACGGCACUGACGAGUUUGAUUGUCCUGCUCCUACUAGGGCUACGCCUAGGCCCUGCUUUGAGAACCAGUUUAGGUGUAAUAACGGGGAGUGCAUUGACGAGGCUGACAGGUGCAACCGUCGCUAUGACUGCCGCGACGGCAGUGAUGAGCUUGACUGCACUGUUGUAACAACACCGGAACCUCGUUGUCUUGACAACCAAUUCACCUGCAGUAGUGGUCAGUGUAUCUCAGCAGAUUUAAGAUGUAAUCGACGGUACGACUGUCGUGACGGCAGUGAUGAACGAAACUGUCCUGUUGCCACACCCGCACCUGGUUGCCAAGACAACCAGUUCACCUGCAACAGUGGUCAGUGCAUCGCUUCUGAUUUACGAUGCAAUCGCCGUUACGACUGCGAUGACGGGAGUGAUGAGAGAGAUUGUCCUGUCCCAACUCCGGCACCUAGUUGCCUUGACGACCAGUUUACCUGCAACAGUGGUCAAUGCAUCGCUACAAAUUUGCGAUGCAAUCGCCGUUACGACUGUGAUGACGGAAGUGAUGAGAGAGAUUGUCUUGUGGUCACACCAUCACCUCGUUGUCGUAGCAACCAAUUUACCUGCCACAGUGGCCAGUGCAUUGAUGCACGUUUGCGAUGUAACCGACGGUAUGACUGUCGUGAUGGCACAGACGAGAGAACCUGCCCUGUGGUCACACCUGCACCAAGUUGCCGUAGCGACCAAUUCACCUGUCACAGUGGCGAGUGUAUCGAUGCUCGUUUGCGAUGUAAUCGACGGUAUGACUGUCGUGACGGCACAGACGAGAGAAACUGUCCCGUGGUCACACCUGCACCUCUUUGCCAUAGCAACCAAUUCAUCUGCCACAGCGGUGAGUGCAUUGAUGCACGUUUGCGAUGUAACCGACGGUAUGACUGUCGUGAUGGCACAGAUGAGAGAAACUGUCCCGCACCGACACCAGCACCCUCGUGCCAUGAUGAAGAGUUUACAUGCAACAGCGGUCAGUGCAUAUCGUCGGAGUUACGAUGCAACCGUCGUUAUGACUGCGAUGAUGGGAGUGAUGAGAGAGAUUGUCAAGCAGCUACUCUCCCACCACCCAUACGAACCUGCAGCGAGGACCAGUUUACCUGUGACAGCGGAACGUGCGUACCUGCCGAGGCCAGGUGUAAUCGGCAGUACGAGUGUGAUGAUGCCUCCGACGAGAGAGACUGUCCCGUUGGUUGCCGCGACGACCAGUUCACGUGCGCUAAUGGAGAGUGUAUUGCUGCUGCCGACCGGUGUAACCGUCGUUACGACUGCCGCGACGGAAGUGACGAAUCUGAUUGUCCCCGCCCGUGUCGCGGGUAUGAGUUCACCUGCGAAAACGGGGAGUGCAUACCUAAAGAACAUAGAUGCAAUCGGCGCUAUGAUUGCCGUGACGGAAGCGAUGAGCAGAAUUGUCGUGAACAGAGAUUUGAGCUGUCAAUAACUCCACAGCAGAUGAGGGUACGAGAAGGGAUGGAUGUCUUCUUUGAGUGUCUUGCCUCGGGGUCACCCCCUCCGUCGGUGCGCUGGAGCAGAUCAGGGGAGAGGGGUCUUCCAGCCACAGCCACUGUGGAAAAUGGUGUUAUCACCAUUAAAAAUGUCAAGUUGAGCGAUGCUGGGGACUAUGUGUGUUCUGCCGUUACCUCUGCUGGAACGAUCCAGGAAACUGGAAGACUUCAAGUAGAUUUCAUCGGCCCUCCCACUCGAGGACCUGACAGUGGCCCGUGUCGAGCGGAUGAAUCGACCUGCAAGGACGGUCAGUGUAUUCCACGAGACUACGUCUGUGAUGGAGAACAGGACUGUGCUGAUGGCUCAGAUGAAGGCAGCAGCUGCAGUGUCCCACUGCCUUGUGAACCGAAUGAGUUUAAGUGCAACAACGGCCGAUGUGCAAUGAAGAUCUGGCGAUGUGAUGGUGACAACGACUGCGGGGAUGGAUCCGAUGAACUUAACUGUCCAACUCGGGACCCUGGCGCACCGUGUCGUGCUGAUGAAUACAAGUGUCUGGGAGGGGACCAGUGUAUUCCAGCCAGUUACCAGUGCGACGGAGAAAUCGACUGUCAGGAUCGGUCAGACGAGAUCGGAUGUGCUCCACCAAGUAUUGUCAAACCACCAGUGCCCAAGAUAGAGGUUGAGGUUGGCGGUUCGUUCACGGUAAUCUGUGAAGCUGUUGGUGUUCCCACCCCACUGAUUGUGUGGAGACUGAACUGGGGCAACAUCCCGACCGGGUUGCGUGUUCGGACCACAUCCAUCAAUGGACUGGGGACCCUGACUAUCUCGAAUGCAGUGCCAGAGGACUCGGGAGCCUACACGUGUGAAGCAAUCAACAACCGAGCCAGUCUGUUUGCCAUGCCAGACGCCAUUGUUAUCGUCAGACGUCUGGCUGGAGUGUGUCGACCUCCUCGGUUCAACGUCGGUGCUAAGCGUGAAGACGACUGUGUCAGGUGUUUCUGCUUUGGACAAACCGAGACCUGCUACAGUACAAACCUUGAGAGAUCAAAGAUAACUCUGGGCAACCAGAUUCAUAUGAUCCGACGUGGAGACCUUUCACCUGUUGAGGAAGGAUUUAUCCAGUUUGUGCCAUCGUCACGGCAGUUUAUUGUCCGAGACUUCAGACGUCAGUUCCCUCAUGGCUCCUACUAUUGGUCACUUCCUACACAGUUUCUUGGUAAUAGGCUGACUAGCUAUGGAGGUGACUUGAGCUAUACAGUACAGUACGACAUUGAUGGUUUCCCCUCGCCCACACAGGACCCAGAUGUUGUCAUUACGGGAAAUGGCAUCACACUUUAUCACCGAGUAGCGGAGGAUUUGAAUCCAUCUUUGACUAAUGAUGUCAGGAUACGAUUGGUUGAGUCUGCCUGGGACCGGAGUGACGGGCCACGGCGUGGAGACACCCCGAUCUCAGAGUACGCGUCGCGGGAAGACCUGAUGAUGGUUCUCGAAAACACUACUUCCAUCCUGAUCAGAGCACGAUACGAUAACCAGCAGACCACUGUCAGAAUCAGCAACGUGUUGUUGUCGACUGCUGUUCAGCAGAGCACAGGACUCGGACGAGCGGAACUUGUAGAAGAUUGUACCUGUCCCACAGGAUACACCGGAUUGUCUUGUGAAAUAUGUGCUGCUGGGUUCUACCGAGUGCAGCGAGGUCGUUACCUAGGAGAGUGUCUGCCAUGCCAGUGUAAUGGACAUUCUAACGACUGCGAUCCUGUUUCUGGAACAUGCAGGAAUUGUCAGCACAACACUGGUGGCCCCCUGUGUAACGUAUGUGCCGAAGGUUAUGUGGGUGAUGCCCGGCGAGGAACCACCGGGGACUGCCAGCCAUGCCCCUGCCCUCUCACCAUUCCAUCCAAUCAGUUUACCCGCACCUGUGUUAUAGAGCAUGACAACUCCAUCAGGUGCACCAACUGUCCACCGGGCUACAUCGGCAAAAACUGCGACCGCUGUGAUGAAGGUUACCAUGGCAACCCCAAUGUGCCAGGCGAUAGCUGCAGAAAAGAUACAUAUCCCGAAGAUAUCUGCGAUCCAAGAGGCAGCUUAUCAACCCAGCCAAACCCUGUUACAGGACGCUGCAGCUGUCGUCCAAAUGUGGAUGGUCUGUUUUGUGGCUCGUGUCGAUCAGAGACGUUCUACCUAUCUCGAGACUACCCGUAUGGCUGUAUCGCCUGCUUCUGUAUGGGAGUCACCCAGAUGUGUCAGAGCACAUCAUGGAACAGAGCUCAGAUUGGCACAUCGUUCCUGUACGAGCCUGCCGGUUUCAGUCUGACAGACAUGAUGCAAAAGGAGAUGAUAGACCAUGGCUUCCAGGUGAACCGGAACACGCGGGAACUCACGUACCGUGGAUUUGGAACUCUUAGAGACAACAUCUACUACUGGCGCCUACCUGCACGCUUCCUUGGGGACAAGGUGUCAUCAUAUGGCGGCUUCUUGCGCUUCACUCUACGCUAUAGGCCAGGAUCAGAUGCUUCAUCUGUUAGCCUGGUGGAACCCGUGGUGGAGAUUUCUGGUAAUGACAUCACACUGGUACACAGAAUGGAUCAGCAGUUUCCAGCCAACACCCAGAAGUCUUUCCAGAUACCCAUGUAUGAGCAAAAUUGGUUCCGAUUGGAGGGUCAGCCUGUAACUCGUGAGUUCCUGUUGAUGACGCUCGCCGAUGUGGACUCCAUCUUGAUUCGAGCCACAUACACUGACACCACAGAUGAGGCUGCUAUAAGUGACGUAACACUGGACAUCGCUGAGGAUCGAUUUACAGGCCAGGACAGGGCGUAUGCAGCAGAACAGUGUGUCUGUCCACAAGGAUACAAGGGAUUGUCCUGUGAGGACUGUGAUACUGGAUUCACUCGAUCUGGCGGUGGACUCUAUCUGGGACUGUGUGUCGCUUGUGAAUGUAACGGCCAUUCCACAGAAUGUGACCCCGAAAAUGGUGUGUGCACGAAUUGCCAACACAAUACUGAGGGAAAACAUUGUGAGAGGUGUGUGGCUGGUUUCUAUGGUGAUGCCACCAGGGGGCGUGUUCAUGACUGUCAGAAGUGUCCUUGCCCCUUGACAGAGAGACCCAAUCAGUUCAGUACAACUUGUGUGUUGGACAAUGACAACCAGGUGACAUGCACAAACUGUCCAGUAGGUCACACGGGACGGAGGUGUGAGAUUUGUCUCCCUGGAUACCAAGGAAACCCUCUCCAGCCUGGAGACUAUUGCAAAGUUCCAGAUAUUGACUGCGGAUGUGAUGCCAGUGGAACGGUCCCUAACACCCAGUGUGACCCUGCCACUCAGCAGUGUCAGUGCAAGGCCUACGUCCAGGGACAGAAGUGUCGUCACUGUGUCGAGGGAUACUUCAACCUGGAUGAGAGGAACACCCAGGGAUGUCUGGCUUGCUUCUGUAUGGGGAUCACCAACCAGUGCUCCAGCUCCAGUUACUACAGAGACACGAUCAGGCCACUGUGGGCCAACGACGGCACCCACAAUUUCGGCCUGACCAACCGCCGACUGAGUCGAAUGAUCAAGGAUGGGUUUACGGUGGACGCGUCUCGCAACCAGAUCACCUUCACCCAGUUCCAGGAUGUGCAAAGAGAACGAGAAAGUCUCUUCUUCCAGCUGCCACCACGAUUCCGGGGAAACAAGGUUUCUUCCUAUGGUGGCAGUUUGAAGUUUACCCUGCAAUACACUGUUGCCUAUGACUCAGGAAAUACCUACAUGGAUGUCGAUGUGGAACUUAUUAGUGGAGAUAAGCGUCUUUACUUGAUAUUCAGUCCAUCAGCCAAACCUGUAGAAGCUCAGAAUUUUGAUGUCAAACUCACAGAGUCCUCAUUCCGGUCUCUGGAUGGUUCGACACCAACUCGGGAGACGUUCCUGACAUUCCUCGCCAAGAUCGACGCCAUACUGAUCCGUGCAACGCACCACACCAUCAUGGGCACGACCACACUCCGUGACCUCAGUAUGGACAUUGCCGUCCCACAGCCGACUGGACAACGGCCGGCCCCAGAGGUGGAGAGUUGUCAGUGUCCUGAGGGAUAUACCGGUCUGUCUUGUGAGGAAUGUGCGGCUGGAUAUGUCCGUGUUGAGGAGCCAGGUAUGCCACUAGGAACAUGUGUGCGCUGCAGUUGUAACGGACAUGCGACCUCGUGUGACCCACAAACCGGCAAGUGCCUCAACUGCGCCGACAACACUGAAGGAGACCGCUGUGAAAGAUGCAUUGCUGGUUACUACGGCAACCCAACAGCCGGAACGCCCAACGAUUGUCGAUUAUGUCCUUGUCCACUUACAAUACAGUCUAACCAGUUUUCAAAGACUUGCUUCCUAGAUCCUAACGACAACCGUGUUACCUGUGAUCGCUGUCAGAUGGGAUACACUGGACGCGACUGUGGAAGCUGUGCUCCAGGGUAUGUUGGAGAACCAAGAGAGCCUGGUGGUCAGUGUCGCAGAAGUGAAGUUGACCUUUACCCAAGAGUGGUUGCCUCCCCUGUUCGUAUAACUGAACCCCUUGGGUCUACUGCCACCUUCCAGUGUGACAUCUCGGGCCGUGGACCGUUCAACGUGGUUUGGAGUCGUCUAGAUGGGCGAUCGCUACCGAGCCAGGCGAUAGUCGGAGCGCGAUACACACUGACAAUACGCAGGCUGGAGUACAUUGAUGCAGGACGCUAUGUGUGUACUGCAACAAACAACAUUGGAACGUCGCGGGAAACCGUCGAGCUGUCUGUCAGUGGUCCCACCCAGCCUCUGCGUGUGAUGAUAGAAGCCCCAACGGUGGUUACUCCUCAAGUUGGUGGAUCUGUCCGCUUCAUCUGUGUCGCUGUGUCCUACAGCAGUGAGGCCACCUACAUUUUAUCGUGGACUAAGAAUGGUGGUGGUUUGCCCGAGAAGGCUAUAGAUCAGAAUGGAGUGCUGGUUAUUCCAAACAUCACACCUGAAGAUGCCGGAACCUACACCUGUACUGGGUCAGAUCUCUUCAGUGUGGACAGAGCUUCGGCUACCAUCAGACUUGAAGCUACCCCAACUGCUCAAAUUGAGCCACGGUAUCUACAGCUCACACUCGGCUCAUCCAUGGAGUUCCGGUGUGUUGCCAUGGGCAACCCGCCGCCCACUAUUGUCUGGACACGUGGAGAGAGUGGACCAUUGCCAGAUUACGCCACUGUGGAGAAUGGAGUCUUCCGAAUUGCGUCCGUGUCGAAGGCUGACGAGGCAGAGUAUUAUUGCAAGGCCACAAAUCCAUCUGGAACGUCUACAGUGCGGACUAUUCUCUACGUACAAGGGGAAGAGCCCGACAUUGUGAUCGUGGUACGACAGACGCGAGUGACGGCCAUUGUUGGACAGACUGUAACGCUGGAGUGUUACUCUGAACACGGAGGAGACGUCCUACUCGUGUGGAGCAGAGAGAGGCUAGGACUGCCUGCAGGCUCCACCCAAGACAACGGUGUGUUGACUCUGCCCAAUGUGCAGCCGUCCUACAGUGGAAACUACAUCUGUAAGGGUACCACUCCGGCCGGCAAAAUCGCAUCGGGCAGAACUGUCCUGACCAUCGAACCAGACAUACACAGACAACCCCCCACUGUGACGGUGGACCCACAUAUGCAGGUUGUUGCUCAAGGGUCAACAGGAUCAAUACGGUGUAUUGUCAGUGGCGAACCGAAACCCACAAUAACAUGGAGUCGAGGAAGAGGGGAACUCUCCAGUAAUCACCAGAUCACAAGUAACGGUGAGAUUCUGAGAAUAUCCCAGGCAACGAUGGCAGACCGCGGAGUGUAUGUUUGUCAUGCGGAAAACGUCGUGGGACGAGCAAUGGCAUCUGGCAUGAUAGAUGUGGAAAGACGAGAGCUGCCUGUUUUGGAGUUGUACCCGGAACUCUCUCAGACUAUCUCAAGAGGAGGAAGUGCACUUUUCCAGUGUCGAGUUACCGGAGGAAUUCCAUCUCCAGAAAUCGUCUGGUCAAGGGCAAACGGAGAGGCGUUUACGUCAACGACUGACAUCAUGGUCGAGAACGGUGUCAUCAUGUUCAAGAGUGUGACUGGUGAUGAGCAGGGAGCGUACAUCUGUACCGCCACCAAUGCAGUCGGCACCGUCACCGCUACCGCUGUACUCAAAAUUGAAGGUCCUCCGAAAGUCAGCAUAUCUCCUGGCCACCUUGUCACAUCAAUCGUCGGUGAACGAGUCACGCUUGAGUGCACGGGAGAAGGUGAACCGACCCCGAAUGUUCACUGGCGAAGUCAGACUCCGCGACGAAGUGACAUACUGCCCGAGGCGUAUGAACCGGAACAAGGCUCGGCCAGUCUGAUUUUCGACUCGGUUAGAAAAACGGACGAGGGUCGAUAUAUUUGUAUUGCAUCAAACGACCGAGGGCGGGAUGAAGCCUCGGUGGAUCUGACAGUGUUGGACAGUGGUGUGUCACCAGGGGAUGUAAUGGUGGACAUCCAGGGGCCUGACCGCUUGUCACUGGUGGAGGGUCAGUCUGUUGAACUCACCUGCACCGCAAGAGGACUGAAACGGCCGUCAAUCCGCUGGCGUCGCCCCGGUAACCAGCCGUUGCCGCCCGACCACCGAGUGAGCCAGGGUGUUCUGUAUAUCCCACGGAUCACAGAGGACUACCAGGGAGAAUACAUCUGUCUGGUCCAGGGUCAGACAGGACAGGCCUUCCAGGCGUCCAUUAUUCUCAUUGUGUCCGUCACUGCCCGCUUAACGAUCUCACCUGCCCAGGUGGCUGCUAGACCAGGAGAGACAGUUCGACUGACCUGCCAGCCUGCAGGCACUGGCCCCUACACCAUUGAGUGGCAGAAGGUAGAUGGCGCUCUGUCACCGACCGCUGUGGAGCAUCAGGGAAUUCUGGAGAUCCGCCAGGUGACCCCGGCAGAUGCAGGACAGUACAGGUGUAUAGCGACUAACAACGCCGGGUCAUCAGAGGGAUUCGCAGUCCUCGAAAUAUCAGUUCCCCCCACUGCGGAUGUGACCCCAAAGAAUGAGGUGAGACAGGUUGGUCAGACCAUAGAACUGAGGUGUGAGGUGACCGGCACCCCACCCCCAGAGAUACGCUGGACGAGAGAGUCCGGAGAGAUGCCGCAACAAAUCAAUAUACGAAAUGGAAUUCUCACUAUAUACAAUGUUGCUGAAGUCGAUGCAGGUCGCUACAUCUGCACGGCAACCAACGAGGCUGGGUCAACGCGAGACUACACAUUCCUCAGAGUGUCUGCUGCCCCUGGAAUUGGAACAGGCGUACAGAAAGGAAAACAGAUUGUUGAUGUUGGAGACCGAGUCGACUUUGAAUGUAUUGUGUCAGGCACACCGCGACCCACCGUCCACUGGUCAAAGCUUGAGGGUCAGCUGCCGGCUAGUGCUGUGAUUGGUGAGGGCAUCCUCAUCAUCCCGGAGGUACAUCCGGAAGACGCCGGCACGUAUCGUUGCACAGCGACAAACGAAGCCGGGUCGGUGCAGUCGCAGGUUGAACUGUUUGUCAGAGCUCGCCCGGUAGUCUCUGUCCCGCAGGAUAUCAACACAGCCGCUCUUGGAGGCCCGGCCACGCUGUCAUGUGACGCGACCGGCUAUCCACAACCUUCCAUCACGUGGAAGAAGAAAGACGGAGACCUGCCCGUUGAUCACAACAUCGUGCAUGGUGACUUGAUGAUUCCGCGAGUUCGGGAGGGCGAUGCCGGAACGUACGAAUGUCAGGCGUCCAACUCAUUUGGUUCAGUCGUGUAUCCAGUGGUGUUUGUUGUUGGAGCUCUUGUUCCAUACUUCCCACAAAACCCUAUUUCGUACAUCAGCUACCCUCCGAUGAAUGACGUGUACCUCAAUUUCGAUGUCCUGCUGUCAUUCCGCCCUGAGGCAACCGAUGGUUUGAUGCUGUACAACGGACAGAACAACCAGGGAAGCGGGGACUUCAUGUGUUUCGGUCUCCGCGGAGCCUACCCAGAGUUCCGGUUCGACGUCGGGUCGGGCCCAGCGAUUAUCCGAGGUCAGAGGCCGCUACAGCUCGGACAGUGGCAUACUGUCAGUCUGAAGAGAGAUCGCAAGAAUGGAACCUUGAUUGUGAAUGAUGAGCCAGCGUAUUCUGGAAUUGCGCCCGGGAAGUUUGUCGGCCUCGAUCUUGUUGAGAACAUGUAUCUGGGAGGUGUUCCAAACUACCAGGCAAUCCCUAGAGCAGCGGGAUUCAACCAGGGAUUCGUGGGCAGCGUCAGCCAGGUGAAACUGAAGGGUGUUCCUCUGAACCUGGGCGGAGAGGCUAUCGAGGUGUAUGGCAUCGAGCAGUACCAGGUGUGCCAGGACCGGCCGUGUGAGAACGGUGGGCGAUGUCAGCCGAGCAACAACCAGUUCGGGUUCCGCUGCCAGUGUCCGCAGGGGUUCGCCGGGCACCGGUGCAACAUCCGCGGAGAACGCUGCUACCAGGGGGCAUGCGGGACAGAGGGGCGGUGCUACGAUCUGCCCGGUCCAACUGGGUUCCACUGCUUCUGUCCAAUCAACAGCACCGGAAUCGGUUGUAGAAUACCCCAGAAGAUCAUCGACCCGGCAUUCAACAAGACAUCGUUCAUCUCAUACCCAACGAUUGCGGAUGGCUUGCUGAAGGUCAGCCUCAAACUGAUGUUCAAGCCGCACAGCCUGGACGACGGUAUCAUCCUCUACAACGCUCAGCAGCAGGACGGCCUCGGGGACUUCAUCGCCAUCCUCAUCAAAGACGGCUACCUUGAAUUCAGAUUCGAUACCGGAUCAGGUCCAGCAGUCUUACGAAGCCGUGAAUUGCUUCGCUAUAACGAGUGGACAAUGGUAAUGGCGGAAAGGAAGGGCCGAGAAGGAAUGCUUAUAGUGAAUAACGAGGACCCUGUCAAUGUGCGUCUGUCCCACAUUGAUGACCGCACGUACUACUACACGAGAAGGCAGCGAGGCGAUAUAUUUUCUCGACGAGGGUCGGUGGCAGGAAGAACUAUUGGUCUGAAUCUGAAGCGCCCUCUAUAUCUGGGUGGAAUUGAUCCAUUUGAGAUUGUCCCUGCAUCCAUUUUUGUCGGACACAUUCCAGGUUUUGUGGGCUGCAUUGCAUCAGAGCUGAUGAUUAAUGAUCAGGAUAUUGACUUGGUGAAAGACGCCAUUGAGAGUUACAACAUUCGAGAAUGUGGAGACCGAAAUAUCUGUGAUAGAAAGCCGUGUAAGAACGGUGCAAUUUGUGACAGUGUCGGACUGGAUGACUACAGAUGUCGCUGUACCGUGGAAUUCACAGGAAAGAACUGUGAGACGGAAAUCAACAUCUGUAUAACCUCUGACCCGUGUCAAAAUGGCGGCCGAUGUGGCGUGACGGAGGAGGGAUACAAGUGCGAUUGUCAGCUUGGCUUCCUGGGCAGGAACUGUGAUACAGCUGUUCAUGUUGGCACGGCCUACGAUUUUGUUGGCAAUGGCUAUGUGGAAUUUGCGAAGUCGAUGCUGCCGCAUAAGAAGCGUCAGACCGCGGAGGUGAUACGAUUCACGAUCCGCACGACGGAACCUGAGGGACUCAUCUUCUGGCAGGGCCAGAACCCCGACACUCAGCUCAGAGGGUCCGACUACGUUGCUAUAGGACUGGAGGAUGGGUUCCUAAUUUUUAAGUAUGAGUUGGGCAGUGGACCGGGCGUGAUCAGGUCAACACGACAGGUGGAUGAUGGCUUUCCACACACUGUCAUAGCUCAAAGACUUGGUCGGACUGGAAAUCUGACGGUCGAUUCGGAUCAGUCUGUGAUGGGAUCGUCUGCAGGACCGCUGCAAGUUCUCAAUGUGCUAGGAAAUAUAUUUGUUGGCGGAGUUCCAAACCUGAAAACGAUGACCGACGACGCGUUUACGAGUAACUUCCACGGUUGUGUUAUUGAUCUCUACCUGGCCGACAAAGGUCCACUUGACGCAACUCAUGACGCAGUCGGUGGUUACAACACCCGGCCGUGUUUAGACACACGAAAAUAACCGCUAGUUCAUUACUAAAUUAAUAUUUCUUUUAAUUUUAGAAACAAAACAUUACAAUAAAAAAAAACGCUCGUUAAAACGUCAUUAGUUGCUGCUGUGAAUGUCAUGAAAGGUUAUUGUUGCUCAUGCAUUUCUAGACAGGCAUUUAUGCACAAAUUUCAAUAUGGAUUAUGACGCAAGUCGUCAGAUAUCGAUUGAUAGCGAAAAGAUCGGGAAGAUUUUUACCUCAAGAUUUUAUAUACCGUAUAUGUCCAUGUAGAAAAUUUCUUUUGUCUUUUGAAACAUUUAUGCAACACAUCUUCAAAACCUGUUGUCUUUUAACUUUUAUUAUGGAUUUAUAGUUUUUGUGUUCUGUCCUUUUUUGUAUCUUUUUUUUUUAAUAUAUUUUUUUUAAUUAGUUUUUUUUUAAUGUAAUGUAAUGUGUAGGAUCUGCUUAUUAAAAAUCCAAUUUUAUCAAUUUAUUAAGGAUUCAUCAGUGCUUUUAUUUAUGUUUUAAAAACAAUUGUCUUAAUGAAAAACCAAACAAUUUAUAUGGUCUUAUUUUAUGUUGUAAAUAACCUUUUAUAUAGUAUUUUUACUGGCAUUAUUUGUUCUUAAUGUAGUUAUGUUUAUAAACAAAAUAGUUGAAAAUCAUAAUUUCGAUAUGUUUUUGUUUUGUUUUUUUCUUCUAUUUCUGUAACUUUAUAUAAAUAUAUAUUCAAGGUUCCAUUAAAAAGUUGAUAGAACAAAAAGAUAGGUAAACAAAAUUGUAAUAAACUGAAAAAUGUUGAAUCGAAAUGAAAUUUUACAAAUAGAUUUGAAAAAUUCAUUAAUGGUCGAUUAAAAAAACUAAAAUUAACCAUUUUAAUAAUUAACAUCCACUGAAUGGUUUUCAGAUCUAAACAAUUGUAAUUAAUUGUACAAAAUUAUAGCAUAAAUUGUAUUUCACACAUUCACCGUUUAGCAAAAUGCAGAAAUAAUUAAAGCAUAAUAACCUUGCAUAGCCAUGGUACCGCAAUAUAUAUUUACAUUUGUUAGCACUGGUCAAGUGUAGACCUACAUGUCAGUGCCACAUAAUUAUGCAAAUGCAGUGGUGGAACAGGGUGGAAGAGCAGCAUAGAUCCCUAGGGUCUUGUAAGGGCCCACUGUUUUAGUUUAUAUUCAUCAACAAGAUAUAGAAACUUAUUGGGCUCAUCAUAUUUCACUUCAAAAAUAAAUCAUAACUAUUCUUUUUUUUGAAGAGCCGAACUCCACCACUGUGUAAAUAUACUGAGAAAGAAAUGGGGGAACACUUGGAAUUGUAGAUCAAAUUUAAAAUUCAUUAUACGCGUCAUAAUGUUUGUACAAAAUACAAAAAUGUGAUGUGGAAUUGAAUGUCGGUAACACAUGAUUUCCCGACACUAUGGAUGAGGGCUUUUGUUGCAGUCAUUCUUUGCAGUUAGAAUUGGUUUAUCCCUUAUUUCUUUCUUUCUGUCAAUAUAUAUAUAGACAUGUUAUUCGUGUAGUUGUUUUUAGAUAUUCGAAAAAGCAUAGUACAUUUGUAUGCAAGACAAGUUUUCUGAUAUUUUUUACGAAAGUAUAUUUGUGGAAGAUUGGGCAGUCAGGAAAAUAGAAAGAGAGGUUAGGGAAGUCCUAACAAUGUAAAAAUUAUUGAUUUUGGCCGCAGAACCCAAACUCAUUUAGCCCAGAUCCUGGAUAUAUUCACUACCAAUCUGCCCAAGUAUAUUUUGUACUUGGUUAAAAGGCAUGACAAAUAGGAAAUUUGUCUUUUAGCGUAAAACUUGAUUGUCAUUGUUAUAAAGUGAACAUCUUAGAUAAUGAGCAGAGAAAAAAAAAAGCUGUAAAUAAAUUGUAUAGCUAUUUCGCUUUAGCCAACAGCAUAGCCAAAGAUAAUAUAAUGGUUGACCAAUGGACAUUUUUUAAUCGGAAGGCGAUCUAUUUUCAAUUUUAGGGUGAUCAACUAUUACAUGGUACUCUGUUUAAAAAUAACUUCUCUUAAAAAAAAAUUUAAAAUUGUUUGUGUUUAAUUUUAAUUGGCCUGUAUUCCAAAGUUUGAAAGUUAAAUAGGGUUUCUUGUAUUUAAAUUAGAACAAGAAAUAUUCAGUAGUUUUACAGAAUUUCAAACGACUUCUAUUUCUAUUUUAUUUUUAAAUGUAAAAUAUUUUAUAAACAAGAAACAAUUUGUUUUGGGAGUAUCAUUUUUAAUUUUUAUUAUUAUUAUUUUUAUUUUUUGGGUCAUUGCAGUUGUCCAUGUUCUUAUUAUGGCAGCCACAUAAUUUCAAAAAAGUUAAUUAUUUCAGUCUGAAUAAUAUACAUUAAGUGUAUUGUACUCUGAAAAAAAUCAAAUCAAAUUAAUAUGAAAUUAAUAAUGAUCACUUCAAUUUCCAUUUUUAUCGUUUUAUUAUAAAAUAAUUUAAAAUAAAUAAAACUGUGUACAUGUUGAUCAUCCUAAAUUGUUAACCGAUGUCCCUUGAAUGGUCAGUUUAAGCGUAAACGCAACUGACCGGUUCAUUUGAGAACACUAGUAGAGGUGGCCGACCGACUUGUAGAUUAUUAGCACCUGUUCAUCUGGAGACAUGCUUAGACGGUGGCCACAGACUUGUAGUUUAGUACUAUGUGAUUGUUGACUAAAACCAAAUGGAACCUCAGACCAUUUAAAUAAUACUCUAAUAACCAAUGGUGCUAUGAUAGGGGCAAUAUAGGAUUGUAGGAUAUUUCCUAACAUUUGCUCUCUUCAUGUCUGUUCUUUUUGUAUAUUUAUUGCAUAAUGUGAAUUUUUUGUGUAAUUUUUUUUUUCUCCCAACCCCGAGUCUUUUAUUCAUAGUGAUGUGAUUCAGUCAAACUAAGACUACAGAUCUGCAGAAGAAGAACCAUAACCAUGGCAACAAUAGUAUUUGCCUGUUCAGUGUAUAAUUAUGGAAAAUUCAUGUAUUUAAAAAAACCAAAGGAUUAAUAAGAUUGGCAAAAAUAUAUCAUGCUUUUUAAUACUGAUUAAUAUUUCAACCAAAUUAACAAUUGAAAAAAAGCUUAAACAUUUUUUAUUCUGAAUAACAAAAACUGUUCCAUUUUAACAUUUGUCUAUGUUUUAAUUUUAAAAAAAACAUAAUUUUAAAAUUUAUCGUGAACAAAUCAAUUUUAGACUUCAGCUUUGGGAUGUGUUAAACUUUAACAUUUAAGGUUUAGGUAUUCUAAAUUGAAUUUUUUUUUCCUCCUCCAUUUCAGAUGUGUUUGUUAGGAUUUUUGCAUGGGGUGAGGUCUAGGUUGUGUUUGUUAUCAAUAAUAAUUUUUAAAAAGUAUAACAAUUUAACAAAAACCUAAAAUAUGCCUUCAUCAGAGUUGGGGUUCGGGAAUUCAUUCCUUGAAUCCAACUCAGUCUUCUCCGAUUACCAUUUUGGACUUAGGCUGUGAUGGGCACGACAGGCUACUGAAUACACAUGGUUACCGGUUCUGAUUGGGUAGAUGGGUCGAAGUUUGACGAGAGUCUGCGAGAAACCACAUAGAGCUUGAGUAUAGCUGGAGUUGUAUGUUUUUAACUGUAAAGAUGAAGCCGCUAGGUAUCGGCAGUGUUGAAUAUUCAAUACUUUUUGUACCCACUCGGAACAGUACGGCACUGUUGUCGAUGUCGUCGUUCGUGUGCGGGCGAGGUACGAUGAAGCACACAGAAAACAACAUUAACUGUGAUCUGAUUUCAAUAAAAAAAUUUAUAACAAA
Gigantopelta aegis is the source of this 18598-nucleotide messenger RNA. Its product is annotated as basement membrane-specific heparan sulfate proteoglycan core protein-like. The coding region runs from base 293 to 14908 and encodes 4871 amino acids. The transcript has 102 exons. Lineage: Eukaryota; Metazoa; Mollusca; Gastropoda; Neomphalida; Peltospiridae. Gene Ontology annotation, molecular function: calcium ion binding; protein binding. The record is from RefSeq and is a predicted model, not a curated record. Gene Ontology annotation, cellular component: plasma membrane.